Piliocolobus tephrosceles (Ugandan red Colobus) is the source of this 2032-nucleotide messenger RNA. It is a transcript of the gene OGFOD2, whose product is annotated as 2-oxoglutarate and iron dependent oxygenase domain containing 2. NCBI's taxonomy places the organism in Eukaryota, Metazoa, Chordata, Mammalia, Primates, Cercopithecidae. Gene Ontology annotation, molecular function: iron ion binding; L-ascorbic acid binding; oxidoreductase activity, acting on paired donors, with incorporation or reduction of molecular oxygen. The record is from RefSeq and is a predicted model, not a curated record. The coding region runs from base 331 to 1341 and encodes 336 amino acids. The transcript has 7 exons.
CACUCACUGGGGCAAUCUGAGGUACUCCAAGAGACUGUGGCGGAGGGACCGGAAGCGCCAGGCAGGGAUCCGGGGUAGAUGCCGAAUCCAAACUCAAACGCACAGGUCUGGAUGAUUGAAGCAGCGGCGGGAACUAGUAGGACCUCCGAGCUCUUUAAACUGUCCUCAGCCUUCCCCGUGGGCUCGGCCGGUUCUCCACAAGCUCCGAGCAGGAGAGAGGCCGACGUUUAAGUCAAAGGCCUUGGGGCUCCGAGUCUCUCCCUCUCCCCGUCCUGUAAAGGCGCGACCCAGUUCAGCUGUCUAUAAAGUGGAGCCAUUAGUCCCUGCCUCAUGGUGGGAAAACUGAGAGGCGGAACGAGGGGGCCGCCGGUCCCAACCCGUCCCAGGAGCAUCUUUCUCCGCAGACCAUUUCCUGGCGAGAUCCUGCGCAGCCGAGGCUGUGUUAGCGCCAAGGACUUCCAGCAGCUGUUAGCAGAGCUUGAGCAGGAGGUGGAGCGGCGGCAGCGGCUGGGGCCAGAGUCAGCGGCUAGGAAAGCCCUCAUCGCGAGUUCCUACCACCCGGCACGGCCUGAGGUCUACGACUCACUGCAGGAUGCAGCUCUGGCCCCCGAGUUUCUGGCUGUGGCUGAGUACAGUGUGUCCCCGGGCGCAGACCUCAAGGGCCUUCUCCAGCGGCUGGAGACAGUAUCGGAGGAGAAGCGCAUCUACCGGGUGCCUGUGUUCACGGCGCCCUUCUGCCAGGCCCUGCUGGAAGAGCUGGAGCACUUCGAGCAGUCGGACAUGCCUAAGGGGAGGCCCAACACCAUGAACAACUACGGGGUGCUGCUGCACGAGCUCGGGCUGGACGAGCCACUGAUGACACCACUGCGGGAGCGCUUCCUGCAGCCAGUGAUGGCCCUGCUGUACCCUGACUGUGGCGGGGGCCAGCUCGACAGCCACCGGGCCUUUGUGGUCAAAUACGCACCGGGCCAGGACCUCGAGCUGGGCUGCCACUAUGAUAAUGCCGAGCUCACCCUCAAUGUGGCCUUGGGCAAGGUCUUCACAGGGGGCGCCCUGUAUUUUGGGGGCCUCUUCCAGGCACCUGCAGCCCUGACGGAGCCCCUGGAGGUGGAGCACGUGGUGGGCCAGGGUGUUCUCCACCGUGGCGGCCAGCUGCAUGGGGCCCGGCCCUUGGGCACUGGUGAGCGUUGGAACCUCGUCGUCUGGCUCCGAGCCUCUGCCGUGCGCAACCGCCUCUGUCCCAUGUGCCGCUGUGAGCCCGACCUGGUGGAUGAUGAGGGCUUCAGUGAUGGCUUCACCCGAGAGGAGCCAACCACGGUGGAUGUAUGUGCGCUCACCUGAGGCUGCUUGGGCCUAGUGUGGGGGUGGCAGGGCAGGUGAGGGCUCCGUCGCCUUGGGCUGGGGGCAGAAAUAAACUCCCCGCAGCCUACCGCAUUUCUUGGCUCGAGGCUGUGCCAGCUUCUGGGUCAUCCUCUGGGUAAACAGGCUGCCUUAGUUUAGGUCUGUCGGAAGCAGAGUCUGGAAUGAGGCUUUGGCAAGGGAGUUAGGGAAGCAGGGGAGGGGAGGGAGCAGCUGGGCAAGGAGGUGGCUUCAGAGGAAGUCCAGCCUCAGCAGGGCCCGCAAAGAGCUCCAGGCAGAGCCCACAGUACCACGGUGUGCCCACACCAUCGGUUGGUGGCUCCCAGAUGAGGAGGCCAGAGAGGGGUAACUUCCCAUACACUUAUCUCCAGGGCAGGGUACCUUCCAGUAGCCAAGGGAAGCUUCCAGAGACAGCACAGAUGUGAACAGCAGCAGGCAUCACGCCCAGUGACUCGGGUGGGCCACCAGUAGCAUCUUCUAGGUGGCAGGGGGUGAAUGGCAGGGCCAGGAACCAGGCUGCCUGGGUUCACAUUCUGUUUCUGCCACUUCCAGCUGUGUGGCUUUGGAUGAGCCUUCGCCUUUUGGUGCCUUGGUUUCCUCAUUUAGCACCUACUUCCUAGAGCUGUUUUGAGAGUCAAAUACGCUGAUGUAUCUAUAUAAAGUGCUUUGCAAG